This is a messenger RNA of Arctia plantaginis, 738 nucleotides long. The record is from the annotation of a GenBank genome assembly. NCBI's taxonomy places the organism in Eukaryota, Metazoa, Arthropoda, Insecta, Lepidoptera, Erebidae.
AUGUCGUAUCUACAAAACACUAAACAGUUGUUCGUAUUCUCAUUGCAAAUGGAGGCUUUUGGGUUUACACAAGCGGAGCGGAACGCUGCUAAUACUGUAUUCAAUGGGUCUGUUUUUUACACUGUAUACAAAGAUGCGGAUUUUCUCCGUAUUGACGCCAAUAUUGAAAAUCUCUUGACUCGAGGGUACGAGGUGAGACAGAAAAUGAAAACAAUACCCGUUGGCGAUUCACUCGUAAUUCAAGGGAUGAAACUUGAAAGGAACACUCCAUUAAUAAUUAAAAGAGGCGGUCGCGGUGUUACGGUUGAAGACUUUGAAUUCACUUACAAUCGCCUUCAAGGUUUGGUAGCAGCUUUUGCUUAUGAAAAUCGACAUAGAUUCCCGGUUCUAGAGGCGAGCGAGCCAAAAUCCCUAGGACUUGUGUGGGACAAUGAAAACGAAGAGAAAUGUAAACUUUAUCUGUCUGCCAUAAGUGGAACUGAUAGCAUGAUCGACCAAUUCUCCUUCUUUCCGUUUAUAUGUGGAUUGAGGAAGUUUCAGCUGAAGAAAAUACCCCUUGAACUGGUCGUCGGUAUGGGGUACGUCAAAAAUAAUGAAGGAUUGACGAUGGCCCGACUGUUGAAUAAGAACUUGGUGAUGGCGAAACGUAUAUGGCUAAUGUUUCCGGGUAGCUCACUUCGGGAGAUGGAAACUCUUGUCAAUACAACUCCUCACAUUAAGAAACUGUUCCAGGUCUGA